Molecule: messenger RNA, 1260 nt
Organism: Exaiptasia diaphana
Lineage: Eukaryota; Metazoa; Cnidaria; Anthozoa; Actiniaria; Aiptasiidae
Product: actin-binding protein IPP-like
Exons: 1
Molecular function (GO): protein binding
Source: RefSeq, a predicted model, not a curated record
AUGUCUGAGCGAAAAGAAGCAAAAUUACGCUUAAUUUACGAACAUUCUUCAAAAUUAUUGAACAGACUUGAUCAUCUACGCAAGGGAAACCGCAUGUGCGAUGGGACUUUGAUUGUAAAUGGGCAAAAUUUCCCAAUCCAUCGCGUAGUUUUAAGUGCAUCCAGUCCCUAUUUCGAGGUGUUGCUAAGCGGUGGUAUGGCAGAGAGUUUCACUGAUAAAGUGGAAAUACACGGCAUUGAAAAAGAAACAUUCAGCUUGAUAUUGGACUUUAUAUACACCGGAGCAAUUGACGUCRAUGAAUCAAAUGUUCAACAGCUUCUUCCYGCAGCAAAGAUGCUCCAGUUAGACGACAUUGAACGGACMUGUUGUGAGUUUUUGUUGCACGARUUGGAUCCUUCAAACUGUGUAGGCUUUUUCCUYUUYGCAGARUCACAYUCUUGUAUGGAACUGGAGAACUCAGCCCUUGAAUAUUUACACCGAAACUUUGYAUCWUCWGCAAAGAAUGAGGAAUUCCUGAGCUUAGAUAAGMAAUAUAUUUUAAAACUCAUUGAAUCUGAAAAMCUCAAAGUUGAUACAGAGAGCAACGUAUUUGAAGCAGCUAUGAAUUGGAUUCUWCAUGAUUUGCCUGGCAGGCGAGAAUAUUUAGGUCAGAUUCUUGAGCGAAUUCGCCUUCCUUUAUUAUCGGAAAACUAUAUAAAACAAUUCAUUGAUAAAUGCGCWAACCAAAGCUUAAAACGAAUGCUAGAUAACAUUUURAAUAGCUAUCGYAGCUAUCAGAUGCUUGGGAUMAACUCUCAACGAAAYCUCUCGCAGCCACGACAAGCYUCAAAGAAGCAAUUUUACAUUAUUGGAGGUUACAGYCGCAGUGUUGGUGGMCGAUGGARCGAUAGGUCGGCUUUGUYAAACUGCGAAAAAUUUGAUUCGUUUUCUCGCACUUGCGAUAAUGCGUGUAUUGCGAACUUCGAAGUCCCAAGAUGCAAUGUCGGUGUGACUUCUCUGAAUGCAUUGGUUUACGUGAUUGGUGGAGAGGAUGACUCGCUUCUUUUAUUUGAUUCCACGGAUUGUUAUGAUCCAGUUUUGAAYGUCUGGACAGARGUAGCACAUUUAAAUGCGCCUCGAGUUGGUUUUGGUGCCUGUGUUGUUGAUAACUGUAUCUAUGUAGUGGGUGGAUUGAUUGGUUUGUGGGGAGGAACUGAAGUAGCUGGAACAAUUGAGAAGUAUGACCCCCUUGAAAAUCUAUGGUCCGUCGUGGGGAGCAUG